CAAGUCAGUUCAAGUAGAAACGAUAAAAGCGUGUCGUGUAAACUUCGCUUUCGUAUUAUACACAUGUUUUUGUUGCAAUUAUUUGAGAGACACAGUACACAGAAUUUCACAGACAAAUGUAUAUGUCACGUCUUAACUUUUGCGAUUUUCAACUACAUAUUAUAUAAUAUUUAAAUAAUACGAUUUUGUAUUAUAAACAGUAUUUAAUCAAGGUAUUCAUAAUGAAUCGUCUCAGAUAUCUUUUAGAUAGGACUUCAUGUGUCGAGUUAAAAAGGUUAAAAUCUUCAUUAUCAGUAUCAAAUUCUAAAGUUAAAAUACCAGCUAGAAUACAACGUGGUCCUACGGAUAUUUUAGAGGUUCUUGAACAGACAAUACCAAAAGAUUCUGGUAACAUCAGUUAUUUGUACCAUGAUGAUCCUUAUUUAUAUCCACUGAGGAGAACAGAGUAUCGUUCUUUUGCAUUAUCAUAUGAGGCAGGCAGAAAAGCUGCAAAAUGGAUUCAUAAUGAACACAAAGAUUUGUUUCCAAAACAUCUCUCAGAGCCAGAAAUUGAAGCAUUUACACCACUCCCAACAUAUACUGAUAAAAGUCAAGUAUCAGAAGAAAUACUUCUACAUACCAUAUCCAAGCGUAUAGUGCCUGAUGCUUUGCAUAUCUAUAAGUUGUUAGACUAUAAUGUUUCUAAUGAUACAAAACAAAUACUUUUAGAAUUAUUGUGUUUUUAUAACAAUGAAAUCAAUUCACAGAGUAAUUCACGUUUAGAAGAGUGGUUUACUACAAAGCAGGAUAAAUAUGUUUGGCAGUAUAAGCCAGAAAUCUAUGAACUGUUUGAAUUUUUAAAAACGCAAGAUUCUUCAACAGCAGCAGCAGCUUAUAACGCUAUGAUAUGUGGUUUAGCAAAACAUUCAAGAAUAAAUGAAGCCUGGAUAUUGUACAACGAAUGCAAAGAGAAAGAUAUUCCAUUAAAUAUUACUACUUACAAUUAUUUAUUGACGCUGAUUCCAGAAAAUUUUGGUUAUAAGCAUGAACUGAAAAUGAAACAUCUUUUGGAUAUUCUUAAUACAAUAAAUAAGAAAAGGAUUAAACCAAAUGUUAGAACAUUGAAUGCUGCCCUUAAUGUGAUUAGAGUACAAAUGAAGAAUGAUGAAGAUAUUGCAUUCCGUUUGAUUAUGGACUUCAAACGAAUGAAUAUAAAAUUUUCCCCAGCAUCGUAUUAUUAUAUUAUAAUUAUAUCUACGCAAAACAAUAAAAAUGCGCAAGAUAUUUUCGUAGAUAUUCUACGCUCAAUAGAAAAUAGAAGUUUUAGUAUUGAAGAUCCAAUGGAUGAUAAAUUUUUUAAACAUGCUAUGUAUAUGGCUUCUACUUUCUGCAAUAGAGAAGCUGGUGAUAUGAUUCAUAAGCUUCUUCUGACAGGAGACAAUUAUAAUUUCAUUUCAUCUGCUGGAAUAGAAACCAGUUAUUACAUUUCGUAUAUAUCAUUAGUAUUAUCAACAAGUACAGUUGAUGAGUUUUUCGAAUUUUACAAAAAACUUGUUCCAAACAUAUAUGUGCCAACAACACGCUGUUUUCUAGAAAUCGUACAACAUUUAAAAUAUCAUUCACCAGCAAUUGUAGUGAAAUAUCUACAGAGAUUAUGGUUAGACAUACAUAGUCUAUGUUACACAGACCUUUCAUUGAAACUUGAAGUAUUAUCUUUAAUGAAAAUGGAUGUUUUACCUGCUGAUUCACCUUUAAAAACGGUUUUUAUGGAUGCAGCUUGGGAUUGUUGGCAAGCUAUCCAGACAGAGAUCAAAACAAAACGAGAAACAUAUUCUCCACUUAAAAAUGCCACAACAGCUUGUAUAGCAGCAAUAUUGUUGCAUGGUGGUCGUAUAGAAGAGAGUAUUGAAGUUUUGACAUAUAUUGUUAAAGAAUCAGAUUUAUUUCUUCCAACAAUGAAAGAAAAACAAGUGAAUGAAUUAUUUGAAAGUUAUAUUUCAAAAGAAUGUAUUUUGGGAGCUUUUCUUAUUCUCGAGUAUUCUGUAAAUUCAGGAUUUCCAGAUAUUGCUAAAAUGGCUACAGAAUUACACAAUCUUCCACAAUUAACGGAUGCUUAUCGCAAGGAAUUGAUUGAUUUAGUUGGGGCGGAAGCAUUAAAUUCCUCUAAUACCGAAAAAUCAAAUUAAUUACGAAAAAAUUAUGUUAAUUAUGUAAUUACGUACUCUCUUUCUUUGUUAUUGUUCUUGCAAUUGUAAAUCUAAAUGUUGCAUUGAGCUAUAUAAAAUUUAUAAAACUGA
Messenger RNA from Bombus huntii, 2276 nucleotides. RefSeq names its product protein PTCD3 homolog, mitochondrial. Gene Ontology annotation, biological process: mitochondrial translation. Gene Ontology annotation, molecular function: ribosomal small subunit binding; protein binding; rRNA binding. NCBI's taxonomy places the organism in Eukaryota, Metazoa, Arthropoda, Insecta, Hymenoptera, Apidae. The transcript has 10 exons. Gene Ontology annotation, cellular component: mitochondrion. The record is from RefSeq and is a predicted model, not a curated record. Bases 222 to 2165 code for a protein of 647 amino acids.